Molecule: messenger RNA, 1709 nt
Organism: Phaeodactylum tricornutum CCAP 1055/1
Lineage: Eukaryota; Bacillariophyta; Bacillariophyceae; Surirellales; Neidiaceae
Exons: 1
Coding region: 42-1709 (555 amino acids)
Biological process (GO): transmembrane transport
Cellular component (GO): membrane
Molecular function (GO): antiporter activity; xenobiotic transmembrane transporter activity
Source: RefSeq, a predicted model, not a curated record
AUUGGCAUGCUUAUGUUGUAUUGGUCACCAGCGUGCCAACCAUGCGCGGCGUACCUUUCUCUGGCGUAGUGGGUCUAGCCACAGUACUCGUUAUCCAACCGCUGCCUUUACGAGGAUUCGUUGGCCAGCGCUCGUUCCGUGUUGCGCCGUUUCCUACGAAACUCACUGUUCCUCCAAGUCAACAGCAAGGACCGCGACUUUCCAAGCGACUUUCUCCGAACCGUGCCGCAUCGAACGAAUCGAUCUCUGCGGAUAAAGAUCAUGAAGCUGCUCAGUAUACGUCUGAUCGGAUACAGAGUUUGAAAAACAAACUAACUCGUGACUUUGUCCAGAUUGGCGGUCCCGCGCUGAUACAGUUGGCGGCUGAACCGUUGGCGGCCUUGGUGGAUACAGCGUAUCUAGGAAGACUCGGUCCCGAGGUACUGGGAGGCGCAGGUGUAGCCAUUUCGGCCCAAUAUGCCGUAUCGAAGCUCUACAACGACCCUCUCUUGCGGACAUCGAUUAGUCUGGUAGCGUCCCAAGACGGCAAAGCUCGUGGAAAGGAAGCAGCGACUCAAGCAGACACCGACAAAGCUGCUAAGGAACUAAGCGUUGCGGUGUCUUCGGCUCUACUUUUGGCCGCCUCUGUUGGAAUUAUUCAACUUCUCGUGUACUCCAUAUUUUGCAAAGCAAUCACCGGCGGCAUGGGCUUGAAUCCGUCCUCUCCCAUGUGGCAUUCCGCCGUUUCUUAUUUGCAAGUCCGGGCCUUUGGCACACCCGCGGCAACGCUCUGGCUCGUGGCCAACGGAAUUUUUCGAGGUCUCGGCGAUACACGCACACCACUCUGGUAUUCGCUCUUUUUCACAGCUCUCAAUGCCGUUCUCGAUCCGCUUUUUAUUUUUGUGUUUCAUUGGGGGGCCUCGGGGGCUGCGGCGGGGACAGCGUUGGCGCAGUAUACUGCACUGGUCCCUUUGCUCUUUGCCUUGAAUCGUCGGGUACGGGUGGACAUACUCGGCCAGCUUGGUGCACUAGGCGAAUCGCUGCAAAAGUAUCUAAAAGCCGGUAGUUUGGUAUUGUUCCGCAGUCUCGGGAAAGUAUUGGCCUACUCUGUCUGUGCCCGUCAGGCCGCCAUGCUGGGCUCCGUCUCGGCGGCCGCCUACAAUUUGACUUUCCAACUAGGAUUCGCAACGACACAGAUUUGUGAAGCAGUCGCGGUUGCCGUUCAAACAACAUUGGCCCGGGAACUGGCCGAUACGGAUUCACAUCCCCCCAAAGUCCGAGCCCAGCUCAUUCGACAUUUGAUCUCCACUUCGAUCUGGUUGGGCGGGGGUGUCGCGACAGCCUUAUCCCUGUCGACCUUUUGGCGUCGUAACUGGAUUCUGGCUAGUCUUACCACCAAUCCGGCUGUACAGGCAGCAGCGGCAGGUAUCUUUCCAGUUGUACUGCUGACUCAAGUACUAAAAGGUUUGGCCUAUCCUGUGAACGGCAUUAUUAUGGGAGGUUUGGAUUGGUUUUACUCUAUGAUCGUUAUGUGGAUUGCAAACUUCGCGUGUGUCGGGCUGGUUCGCUAUUUUGUCACAACGUCCGGAGCAGUUAGCUUGGCACAAAUUUGGUGGGCACUGGCGGCCUUUAUGGGGACGCAAGUAGUCGCUGGUAUUGUGCGAUACGAAAGCAAAACAGGAGUAUGGCAGGUCCUUCAAGGCGAUAGCCUAGCAGCAGCGAGAGCCUAA